AUGGCUAGUACUUUUAGUGUAACGGAGAAAGAUGGAUCCAGCUCCAGCGAUAGCACGGAUAAAUACUUGAGUUUUGCACAAGGAAAAGAUAUCGCAACAAGGGCACUCAAAAAGGGUUUCGCCGUGCAAAAGCUAUACUCACGCAUCUACCAAAACUCGGUUGACCUGAGGCACAAGAGGAUACUUAUCGCUAGACUAAAGGCCAAUCUAUAUGGCAAAUCAGACGAUCUGGACAUUGAUGGUACAGGCAUUGUUACAACAGCUCCCCCCUGUUUAUCCGAUGUCCAGUUUAAAUUGCUACGACAAGAACAGUUGAGUCUUAUGGCAGAAAAUACCAGAUUGGUUAGGUUACUCGAAAGUAGAAGCACAAAUAAUUAUACUUCGAAUGAUAGUGGUAUGGCAAUUUCUCAUGCAAUUCGUGGCAAUGUUUGGGGCUGUGAUUCACUAGUCAUUAAAGAUCGCUCAUAUGCCCUUGAGAAGAUCGUACUGAUGCUUGACAAAGUAGUACUCAAAAUUUUGGCCAAAGCAUUUAGACAAAUAUUCCUAUACGCUUUCUUGCAAGACAAUAUACAAAAUGUCAAGUCUAAGAUUAAAAAUAAUGCGAUAAGGAUCAGGAUGUUUUAUGCAUGUUCCACAUUAAUCCAAUCCAUUCGUAAUGUAUAUCGGAGGGAUCUUUCUUCUUUUUUAAAUUCCCUAAUUCGUGAAUCGUUCGCCGCAUAUUCUCAAAGCACUAUUAAUCCGUUGGAAUUUAUGAGUGAAGUGAAUAAAAAAGCCACGCCAAUAGUGCCCUUUCCGACGUACUAUAAGAACCUUCAUUCCGUUAAAAAUUCACAGUAG
Molecule: messenger RNA, 837 nt
Organism: Babesia microti strain RI
Lineage: Eukaryota; Apicomplexa; Aconoidasida; Piroplasmida; Babesiidae
Product: conserved Plasmodium protein, unknown function
Exons: 2
Coding region: 1-837 (278 amino acids)
Source: RefSeq, a predicted model, not a curated record